Pestalotiopsis fici W106-1 is the source of this 723-nucleotide messenger RNA. RefSeq lists its product as uncharacterized. The coding region runs from base 1 to 723 and encodes 240 amino acids. The record is from RefSeq and is a predicted model, not a curated record. The transcript is spliced from 2 exons. Lineage: Eukaryota; Fungi; Ascomycota; Sordariomycetes; Amphisphaeriales; Sporocadaceae.
AUGACUUCCUCACCCAAGAAACACGUCGUCUUUGACGUGGUCGGCACUUGCAUGUCAUACGACGCCAUCUUUGACGCCAUUGACGCCCGCCUGGGCGAGCGGCUGCGGGCCGAGGGCAUCAAGCCCAAGCUGCUGGGCUACACGUGGUUCGAGGCGGCCGAGCGCGAGUACACGUACAUGAGCCUGUCGGGCAGGUACCGGCGCUUCUACGACGUCUUCUCGGCCCUCUUUUACCGCAUGCUGUGGAUGGCGGGCAUUGAGGAGCCGCGCGCCUUUGCCACCGACGACGACCUGGCUUACAUCCUGGGCCGCUUCAUGGAGCUCGAGGCCCGCCCCGGCGUCGCCGAGUGCUUUGCCAUUCUGCGCGAUGCCGGCUACACGGUCUGGGCGUUUACCGCCGGUGAUACCAACCGGGUUGGUGGUUACUUUGUCCGCAACGGCAUUGACAUGCCGGCCGAGAACCUCCUCUCGUGCGAUAGUCUUGAGAUUGGCAAGCCCUCGCCCGAGUCCUAUCAGGUCCUGCUCAAGCAGUUUGGUGCCGAGGAGGCCUGGUUUGCUGCCGCCCACAUGUGGGACGUGUCGGCGGCCAAGAGCACCGGAUUCAAGGGCGCCUAUUGCACAGUCUGGGAAAAGGAACCGUGCACGGCACUCUUCGGCGAGAUGGACGUGAUGGCCGACACCUUUCCGGACAUGGCCCGAAAGAUUGUGGAGGCGUCCAAGUGA